AUGCCAGUUGUCAAUUAGCUGUCAACUGCAUCGUGCACGCACGUGUGUUGUGUUUAUUUUCAUCAAAAUCACACUUUAUUAAAUAAACAUGGGUAAAAAUAAUAAGAAAGGCCCAAAGGCCAAUGUAUUUAAAGUAGCUGGUGCAAAGAGCUUGAAGAAAACUAAAGCCAAAGCAGUCAACUUAGGCCUAAAGAAUAUCAAACAAAAAGUACAAGACAUAGACAAAGAAUUCGUAGAAAUUAGCAAGAAACCAAAACCAAGUGAAACAAAGCCAUCUCCAUCAGUAAAGGCUCCUACGAAAAAGCUAGAAAAACCAGUGACGAAGGAAGAAGUUGCGAAGACAGCUGAAGAGAUUGUGAAAAUGGACUUAUAACAUUCCUUUUACUAGUAAAAAUACUACUAUUUAAUUUUAUAAUUCAAUAAACUCUCUAUCAAAUGGAUUUUGCUAGUAAAGAAGAUAUAGUAGCACAUAUUUACUUUAUAAAUAAAUGAAUGGUUGUGGCGCAAGGGGUCUAUGUCGAACUGGGCUUAUUUCUCUUUUUUGAAAAUUUCUUUGUAGCACAUAGUCUGGAACUGUGCCCAGUAUAUGGCAAUAAACUCACCCCCUAUUCCAUUGGACUUAACUAUAAUACAAAUAGUUAAAAGUUCAUUGUAUAGCAAUAUUAAAUGCUGUAAUGUUCAGGGAGCGAUGGCGGGACAUCGUGAGGCGAGCAACAUCUACCACACAACCCACAGACACUACAUGUUGACCACGACCACUCUGUCAAGAGUGAUACGAAUGAGAAGAAGAAUGUACACCUCUGCCCACCCCUUCAUGGAUAUAAGGCGUGAUGUUGUUUUGUGUAAAUAAAUGGAGGUCCUUAUCAAGUCCAUUUGAUAGAUUAGUUUUGAAAAUGUCUAUUAGACUAUAAGUACAAAUUAAGUAUUGUAAAUAUAUAUUUUCUAUUUAAAUCUA
Molecule: messenger RNA, 955 nt
Organism: Spodoptera frugiperda (fall armyworm)
Lineage: Eukaryota; Metazoa; Arthropoda; Insecta; Lepidoptera; Noctuidae
Exons: 2
Coding region: 89-373 (94 amino acids)
Biological process (GO): ribosome biogenesis
Source: RefSeq, a predicted model, not a curated record